Messenger RNA from Hibiscus syriacus, 2140 nucleotides. RefSeq names its product pentatricopeptide repeat-containing protein At1g74630. Gene Ontology annotation, molecular function: zinc ion binding; protein binding; RNA binding. The coding region runs from base 61 to 1989 and encodes 642 amino acids. Gene Ontology annotation, biological process: RNA modification. The record is from RefSeq and is a predicted model, not a curated record. The transcript has a single exon. Lineage: Eukaryota; Viridiplantae; Streptophyta; Magnoliopsida; Malvales; Malvaceae.
CAAUUUGGCAACGAAAAAGUAGAGCCAUGGAGCAUGCAUGGAUAUGAAGAUAACUGAGAAAUGAACAGCACACCUCACCAUUGCAUCUCUUUGUUCACCAGCUGCAAAACCUUCAAGACCCUCAAACAAAUCCACGCUUCCCUUGUCAAAACCGGCUACCACUCAGACCCUUUUUUCGCCGGUAAACUAAUUCUCCAUUACGCAGUAACGGUCUCCGAUGCUCUCCACUACGCUCGCCGUCUCUUGCAUCAUUUUCCAAACCCGGAUGCGUUCAUGUAUAACACGCUUAUUCGAGGGUUCUUGGAAUCGGCUAUCCCUCAAAAUUCAAUAUAUACUUUCGUUGAUAUGCGUAGGAAAUCAAUGGUUCUUCCUGAUAGCUUCUCUUUUGCAUUUGUUCUUAAGGCGGCGGCGAAUUAUGGGUCACUGAGAGCUGGGAUCCAGCUGCAUUGUCAAGCUCUGAUUCAUGGGUUCGAUACCCAUUUGUUUGUUGGGACGACUUUGGUAAGCAUGUAUGGAGAAUGCGGCUCUGUCGGUUUCGCUAAGAAACUGUUCGACGAAAUGCGUGAGCCAAAUCUUGUUGCUUGGAAUUCGGUUUUCACGGCUUGCUUUAGGUGUGGGGAUAUAACAAGUGCUCGAGAAAUUUUUUAUAUGAUGCCUUUUAAGAAUUCAACUUCAAUGAAUGUAAUGCUUGCAGGGUAUGCAAAAGCUGGGGAGAUGGAGCUUGCUAGUAAAUUGUUUUGGGAGAUGAAAGUGAAGAAUGAUGUUUCUUGGAGUACCAUCAUUGUAGGAUUUGCUCAUAAUGGGUGGUUUGAUGAAGCUUUUGCAUAUUUUAGGGAGUUGCUAAUGGUGGGGUUGAGACCCAAUGAGGUUAGCUUGACUGGGGUGCUUUCAGGCUGUUCCCAAGCUGGGGCGGUUGAGCUUGGUAAAACCUUGCAUGGUUUUAUUGAGAAAUCUGGGGUUAGUUGGAUUACUACUGUAAACAAUGCACUUGUGGAUAUGUAUGCAAGGUGUGGGAGUGUAGGGAUGGCUGGAUUAGUUUUUCGGAGUAUGCCAUAUAAGAGCAUUGUUUCUUGGACUUCGAUGAUAGAAGGGCUUGCAAUGCAUGGUCAUGCAGAGGAGGCGAUACUGGUUUUCAAUGAGAUGGAAGGAUGUGGAAUUAGGCCAGAUCAGAUUACGUUUGUUUCUCUCCUAUAUGCAUGUAGUCAUGCUGGGUUAAUUGAACAAGGAUGUAGCUUAUUUUCUAGGAUGAAGGAUGUGUAUGAUAUCGAACCUACGGUUGAGCACUAUGGCUGCAUGGUUGAUUUGUACGGUCGAGCUGGUUACCUGCAGAAGGCUUAUGACUUUGUAUCUCAAAUGCCAAUAUCACCAAAUGCUAUAAUUUGGCGGACUCUUCUGGGUGCUUGCAGCAUUCAUGGGAAUAUCGAGUUGGCGGAGCUAGCAAAGGCUAGACUUUUUGAGCUAGAACCUGACGACUCCAGUGAUAACGUGCUACUGUCAAAUAUUUAUGCAGUUGCGGGGAAAUGGAAGGAUGUUGCCACUGUGAGGCGGUUGAUGGAGGAUCAGAAGAUAAAGAAAAUACCUGGUUGGAGUAUGAUUGAAGUUGACCGGACCAUGUAUAGGUUCGUGGCAAGGGAAAAAUCGAAUAAGGCGACAGAAGAGGCUUACAAGAAGCUGAAGGAGAUAAUGUCAAGGCUUAGGGUUGAGGGAGGUUAUGUUCCUGAAGUUGCAAGUGUAUUGCACGAUGUAGAUGAGGAAGAAAAGGAAGAGUUAUUAUCCAAACACAGUGAGAAGCUUGCUGUAGCUUUCGGGAUGUCAAGGCUAUCUAAGGAAAAGGUCAUAAGAGUAGUAAAGAAUCUGAGAAUAUGCAGAGACUGUCAUACUGUCAUGAAGUUGAUCUCUAAAGUUUACAGGUUAAAACUCGUGGUUAGAGAUCGAAGUCGCUUUCACUCAUUCGAUGAUGGCUCUUGUUCUUGCAAAGAUUAUUGGUGAUUCGUCAGUAGCCAACAUUCAACCAAUGGAAGGUAUCAUAUACAAGGAAAACUUCGAAAACUAACAAUAUUUGAUUGAAAUUGAGCCAAAACGGAAAAGAAACUCGAGUCUUUAUUUGUCCGAAUUGCCGAUAUUAUGGGGGCUGAGCAGA